AAGAAAGCUAGCUGUCCACUGCCUUUUGCCUCCUCUCUUUACUUUUCUUUUUAAAAAAACUUCACUCUUCCAAACACAAUUUCAAUACAAAAAAGAACACCAAACAUCAUUAUUCUUAUUGUUCAUCAAAUCUCAAGAUUUCAAAAAAAUCCAAGUAACUCAAACAAACAUUCAACAUGAAAGGUAUUAGAAAGUGUAAAGAAGCUCCUUCAACAGAUUUAUUAGUCUGUUUUCCUUCAAGAGCUCAUCUAACACUUAUGCCAAGUCCAGCCUCUCAUCAUCACCAUUUAAAAAGAUCAAACACAAGAGGUAUUGGACCUGCUGGCCAAGCUAGUCCUAUGUUAUGGAAAAGGACUGAGAUUUCUGAGCCAACAUCACCAAAAGUCACUUGUGCUGGACAAAUCAAAGUAAGACACAAGCCGAAAACAUGUAAGAUCAAGAAUUGGCAAUCAGUAAUGGAAGAGAUUGAGAAGUUACAUGUUAAGAAGCAAAAAAAGAAAAAACUUGUUUGGAAUAUGGAAGGUGUUGGAUUCAAGAAAGACGCGAUGCAGUUGUUGACAUGUUUGAGGAAUAUAAGAUUUGAUUUUCGAUGUUUUGGAUCGUUUCAUACUGAUGAAACAGAUGUUAUCACUUCUGAUGGUGAAGACGAAGAUCAGGAAGAUGAAGAAGAAAAUGAUGAUGAAGCGAAAACAGCAUCAAGAACUGUUUUCUCUAAGUGGUUUAUGGUUUUACAAGAAAACCAAAAAACAGAGGAAACAGAGCAUGCCAAAAAAACAGAGGAAACAGAGUACUCUGUUUUUGGUCAUAAUGAUGUUCCACCACCAAACGCACUUUUGCUUAUGCGUUGUCGCUCUGCUCCAGCAAAAGGUUUGCUGGAGCAGAAACACAAAGACAACGACAAUGAUGAUGAUCAACGAAAGAAUGAAAAAUCAAGAACGGAGAAUAAUAAGAAGAAGAAAAGCUUAGUAGUGAUGAGAUAUGGGAGUGAUUUCUACAAAUUUUCAUCUGAUAUAUCAAAAGAAAAUUGGGUUGUGGGUGGAAUUAAAGAUCCAUUUUCAAGAAGUCGAAGUUCGAAGAGGUAAUUAACAUUCAAGAUGAUCAAAUUUCAAGGUCAUUUCUCUUUGGCCAAUAUAGCAGGAUCAAUAGUGUUCUCACUUAUCCUCCAAUACGUGACUUGAAUCUUCAACCUACCGACCACUUAUCCUUCAGUAUGACUUGAAUCUUCAACCUAUCGAUCAAUGAUGGAGAUGUUCAACCACUAGAGCUAGCUUCUUUGGCCAAAUAUCCCCACUUUUGUUCUCAAUUUUCCUUGAAGUUUCUUCAAAUACUAGCAUUUAAAUUUUUGAUGUUUGAAUUUAUCUUUUUGUAAUGUGUACGUAGAUGUGUAAUUUUGUAUAGUACGUUUUCCCCCGCUUAUCUCUGGUUGUUUACUCAAACAAUAUACAAUCUUAGGAUAUAUUUUUAAUGGAGAAGAUUUACAAAUGUACUUUUGUGUUUGGACAUUUUGAUUUCG
Solanum stenotomum is the source of this 1513-nucleotide messenger RNA. RefSeq lists its product as uncharacterized. The record is from RefSeq and is a predicted model, not a curated record. The transcript has a single exon. Lineage: Eukaryota; Viridiplantae; Streptophyta; Magnoliopsida; Solanales; Solanaceae. The coding region runs from base 177 to 1082 and encodes 301 amino acids.